AUGAUUUUUAAACCGCUUUUAGUUGUAUUGGUUUUGAACGUAUUGGCUCGCGAUGCGGUCGGUAGGUCUCAGCAACAGCAGCAACAACAGGGCGGCCACGGCGGCCAUGGUGGAUUCGGCGGAUUAGGCGGCCUGUGGGGCGGUCUCGGAGGUGGCCAACAGCAGCAGCAACAACAGCAGGGUGGCCUAGGUGGUUUAGGUGGCAUCGGUGGCGUUGGUGGUUUCGGUGGAGCCGCUCAACAACAGCAGCAGCAACAAGGUGGCCUAGGUGGUCUUGGUGGUUGGGGAGGCUAUGGCUUGGGUGGUGCAGCUCAACAGCAGCAGCAGCAGCAGCAGGGGGCUGCCGGUGGUUUGAUUGGCCCGGUUGGUCCGUGGGGUGGCAUCGGUGGUUAUGGUGGCGCAGCCCAACAACAGCAGCAGCAGCAACAAGCUGGCCUAGGUGGUCUUGGUGGUUGGGGAGGAUUAGUUGGUGGCGCAGCUCAGCAGCAACAGCAACAGCAAGCGGCUGCCGGUGGUUUGAUUGGCCCGGUUGGCCCGUGGGGAGGCAUCGGUGGUGUUGGUGGCGCAGCCCAACAACAGCAACAGCAGCAACAACAAGCUGGCUUAGGUGGUCUUGGUGGUUGGGGAGGAUUGGUUGGUGGUGCAGCUCAGCAGCAGCAGCAACAGCAAGCGGUUGGCGGUGGUCUGAUUGGUCCGGUUGGCCCGAUUCUUCCAAUUGGUGUGUUGGGAGGCUAUGGCUUGGGUGGUGCCGCUCAACAGCAGCAGCAACAGCAACAACAGGCCGGCUUAGGUGGUGCUUAUGGUGGAGCCCAACAACAGCAGCAACAACAGCAACAGUUGGCUGCGGUCGGUGGCGUCGCUCCCCUGCCUUACGUUAUCCCGUAUGCCCUCCCAUAUGGUGUCUAUGGUGUGCCCUAUGGAGGAUAUGGUGGUCUAUCGGCCCAACAACAGCAGCAACAGCAACAACAGGCUGGUGGCUAUGGAGGCGCCCAACAGCAGCAACAACAACAACAGGCAGCUCUUAACGGCGGUUGGGGUUUAGGCGGUUAUGGAGGAUAUGGCGGAUAUGGAGUUGGAAUCGCUGCCCAACAGCAACAACAACAGCAACAACAACAGCAACAGCAACAACAACAACAGCAACAACAGGCCGCCCUCGGUGGUUUCGGAGGAUAUGGGGUAGGAAUUGGUGCCCAACAACAACAGCAACAACAGCAGCAACAGCAGCAACAGCAGCAACAGCAACAACAGGCAGCUCUUAGCGGUGGUUUGAUUGGUGGACCAAUUGGUUUUGGAGGCUAUGGUGUCGGUGCUCUCGCUGCCCAACAGCAACAGCAACAACAGGCCGGCAUCGGAGGUGUUGUAGGAGGUCUUGGAGGCUGGGGUGGAGCCGCCCAACAGCAACAACAACAGGCAGUUAACGGCGGUUGGGGUUUAGGCGGUUAUGGCGGAUACGGAAUCGCUGCCCAACAGCAACAACAGCAACAACAGCAACAACAACAGCAACAACAACAGCAACAACAGGCCGCUCUUAGUGGUGGUUUAAUCGGACCAAUUGGUUAUGGAGGCUAUGGUGUCGGUGCUCUCGCUGCCCAACAGCAACAGCAACAACAGGCCGGCAUCGGAGGUGUUUAUGGUGGUCUUGGAGGCUGGGGUGGAGCCGCCCAACAGCAGCAGCAACAGCAACAAGCUGGCCUAGGUGGUUAUGGCGGUAUCGGUGGUUGGGGAGGAAUUGCUGGUGCAGCCCAACAACAGCAGCAGCAACAACAACAGGCCGGCCUCGGAGGUGUUUAUGGUGGUCUAGGAGGUUGGGGUGGAGCCGCCCAACAGCAGCAGCAACAGCAACAAGCUGGCCUAGGUGGUUAUGGCGGUGUUGUUGGUAUCGGUGGCUGGGGAGGAAUUGCAGCCCAACAACAGCAACAGCAGCAGCAGCAGCAACAACAACAGCAACAGCAACAGCAACAACAAGCUGCCCUAGGUGGUUAUGGAGGUAUUGGUGGUUGGGGAGGAAUUGCUGGAGCAGCCCAACAACAGCAACAACAACAACAGGCUGGAUUAGGUGGUGUUGGAUUUGGAGGUGUUUAUGGUGGAUUUGAUGCGGCCCAACAGCAGCAGCAACAACAGGCCGGCAUCGGAGGUGGCUUUGCUGGGCAACAACAGCAGCAGCAACAACAACAGGCUGGAUUAGGUUAUGGUGUGGUUGGCAUUCCCUAUGUCAUUCCGUACGCCCCCUGGAGUGGAUUAUAUGGCGGUUAUGGCGGUCUAGCGGCCCAACAACAGCAACAACAACAACAACAGGGUCAGUUAGGAGGACUCGGAGGUAUCGGAGGCUUUGGUGGUCAACAACAGGCCCAACAACAGGGUUUGUUGGGAGGUCUCGGAGGUAUUGGAGGCAUUGGUGGUCAACAACAGGCCCAACAACAGGGUUUGUUGGGAGGUCUCGGAGGUAUUGGAGGCAUUGGAGGCCAACAACAAGCUCAACAACAGGGUAAUGGAGGGCUAGGAUUCGCCCCGUUUGCACCCUUCACACCAUUCGCGCCAAUUGGCAAUGCGAUCGGCGGCCAACAGCAGGCACAACAACAGGGCGCCGGACUCUAG
This is a messenger RNA of Medioppia subpectinata, 2595 nucleotides long. NCBI's taxonomy places the organism in Eukaryota, Metazoa, Arthropoda, Arachnida, Sarcoptiformes, Oppiidae. The record is from the annotation of a GenBank genome assembly.